Molecule: messenger RNA, 3527 nt
Organism: Oryzias latipes (Japanese medaka)
Lineage: Eukaryota; Metazoa; Chordata; Actinopteri; Beloniformes; Adrianichthyidae
Gene: sidt2
Product: SID1 transmembrane family, member 2
Biological process (GO): RNA transport
Cellular component (GO): lysosome; plasma membrane
Molecular function (GO): RNA transmembrane transporter activity; double-stranded RNA binding
Source: RefSeq, a predicted model, not a curated record
UCAUGACGCUGUCCGGACGUUUUGUUUACUGUCUGGAUGUGGAGGAGGGGGCGCUAACACCACGGAUUUUCAAUCAGUACACGUCUUUGGGGGAAAGAAACACUUCCGUAGUUGAGUGCUAUCUUCACCUUUGACGUUUCUUUUUGUCAUUUUGACUGCGUUUGUGACGGUGGGCCAGUUAGCACGUGCGCGCGAGGUACGCGCUGACCUGUAUGCUAAUGUUGACAUCGCUAGAACAACAAGCUAGGAGGUAGGUUUCCUCACUUUCACAUCAGGGAGUUUAGUGGUGUUUUUCCCUGUUUCCUCCGAGAGUUGAAGGCGGUAGGUGUGCGGUUAGAACGAAUAAGAAUGUAAACACUGCGCUGCCUCAGCUCUCGUCAAUCAGCGUCCAGCUGCUGUUUAGUUAGUGUCGAGGCUCGUUUGAUUUAACCACCUGACUGUCCGGCUAACUGUUGCUUCAUGGGGUGGAGUCCUUUAUUGGGAUCGCCAUGCUGGCUAGAUUAACGUCAGGUAUCGGUUCUCGGUGGAAACAGACGGCGGCAGACAAAAUGGUGCUCAGGAGUUGCUGGAAGUCUCGCCACAAAAGCAGUCGGAGGACCGUAAACCCGGGACUGGCCGCGCUGCUCUGCUUCUGCGCGACCCAGUUCGUCUGCGCCGCGGGUCAGGUGGAUGAAGCCAAGAAGUACGUGAUCCAAAAAGACGCCGAGUUCGAUGUGACCUACAAUGGCACGGUGACCCACGACAACCAGACCAUCUACGCCUUCAACCACACCAUCUCGAGAAACAAGACGGAGGGGGUGCGCGUGACCGUGGACGUGCUGCAGCAGAGCCUGGAGAGUCCCAUUCUGUUUGUGGUGCGGCAGAAGCAGGCUGUCAUGUCCUUCCAGGUCCCUCUCAACCUCCGAGGACUAUAUCAGAGGCAGUACCCGUACAAACAUGUGGGCCGAACACUGUGCCAGCCUCCGACCCGAGCUGCUUCAGAAACCCAGUACUUCUUUGUGGACGUGUCCACCUUGUCCAGCCAGGGUACAAACUACCAGCUGCGAGUCAGCCGUGUGGAGAGCUUCACCCUGCAAACAGACAAGAGGUUCACCUUCAGUGCAUCACCAUCACAACCUCAGUACUUUAAGUAUGUCUUCCCAGACGGAGUGGACACCGUCAUCGUCAAAGUCGACUCCGACAUGAACUUCCCCUGCUCCGUUAUGUCCAUUCAGGAUAUUCAGUGUCCUGUCUAUGAUCUGGACAACAACGUGGCCUUCAUUGGAAUGUACCAGACCAUGACUAAAAAAGGUGCCAUCACCGUGCAGAGAAAAGAUUUUCCCAGCAACAGCUUCUAUGUGGUGGUGGUGGUGAAGACGGAGGAUGAGGCGUGCGGCGGUCCGUUGCGGCUGUACCCUCUACGACCCGAUGAGCUGAUCGAUGCUGGGAAUCGCAGCAAAGUGCUGGAUGUGUUGGUCUCCAGAGCCAUCAGCUCUGACACCUAUGUGAUGGGCGUGCUGUUCUGCCUGGGCAUCUUCCUCUCCCUCUACCUGCUGACCCUGCUGGUGGCCUGUGUGGAAAACAAGCGAAUGAACCGGAGGAGGGAACUGUUGCAGAUUCCUGCGGAUCUGUCGCCUGCAGAGAAAGCCUCUCUUCUUGGAAAGAGCGGAGACGGGAAGACUCCAGCCUCGCCGUAUGAGUAUGGCUCCUUUGCCGACACCGGGAGCACGCUGGGUUCAGAGCCGGUCACGGACAGCGUCGCCUCCACCGACAACAACUACGGAUACAUGGGACAGGAACCCUUCAAACGUCGGCCAAUCCUCAAUCACCUUCACCACAUAGCCGUCCGCAUCGAGAGAUCUCUGGACAGCAUCGCACGAAGCAGACAGGAGUCCCUGAGCUCCGUGGAGGAGGAGGACUACGACACUUUAGACGACAUCGACUCGGACAAGAACAUCGUUCGCACCAAGAAGUACCUGUCUGUGGCUGACCUGUCCCGCAAAGACAAGAGGGUCCUCAGCAAGAAAUACCAGAUCUACUUCUGGAACAUCGCCACUAUUGCCGUGUUUUAUGCUCUGCCGGUCAUCCAGCUGGUCAUCACCUAUCAGACGGCUGUUAACAUCACAGGAAACCAGGACCUCUGCUACUAUAACUUCCUGUGUGCCCAUCCGCUGGGGGCUUUAAGCGCCUUCAACAACAUCUUCAGUAACCUUGGUUACGUGAUGCUGGGACUCCUCUUCCUCCUCAUUGUGCUGCAGAGGGAGAUCGUCCACAAGCAGGCUCUAGAUCGCAACGACCUCAACGCGCUGGAGUGCGGCAUCCCCAAACACUUUGGACUGUACUAUGCUAUGGGAACUGCUCUGAUGAUGGAGGGCCUGCUCAGCGCCUGCUACCAUGUUUGCCCCAACUACACCAACUUCCAGUUUGACACGUCCUUCAUGUACAUGAUCGCUGGACUCUGUAUGUUGAAGCUGUAUCAGAAGAGGCAUCCGGACAUCAACGCCAGUGCUUACACCGCCUACGCCUGUCUGGCCGCCGUCAUCUUCUUCUCCGUGAUCGGAGUGGUCUUUGGGAGAGGAAACACCGUCUUCUGGAUCGUUUUCUCUGUCAUCCACAUACUGGCGACCCUCCUGCUCAGCACGCAGCUCUACUACAUGGGCCGAUGGAGGCUGGACUCGGGCAUCCUGCGCAGGAUCGUGUACGUCAUCUACACGGAUUGCAUCAGACAGUGCAGCGGUCCCAUGUACAUUGACCGCAUGGUUCUGCUGGUGAUGGGAAACAUAGUCAACUGGUCUCUGGCGGCGUACGGCCUCAUCCAGAGACCGAAUGACUUUGCUUCCUACCUGCUGGCCAUCGCCAUCUGCAACCUGCUGCUCUACUUUGCCUUUUACAUCAUCAUGAAGCUGCGCAGUGGGGAGCGGAUCAAGUGUCUGCCUCUGGUGUGCAUCCUCUUCACGGCGGUGGUGUGGGGCUUCGCUCUGUACUUUUUCUUUCAGGGUCUCAGCACCUGGCAGAAAACGCCGGCAGAGUCCCGUGAGCAUAACCGGAAUUGCAUCCUGCUGUCGUUUUUUGACGACCACGACAUUUGGCACUUCCUGUCGUCCAUCGCCAUGUUUGGAUCCUUCCUGGUCCUCCUGACCAUGGACGACGACCUGGACAGCGUCCAGAGAGACAAGAUCUUCGUCUUCUAGACGUGUCUGGUCCUCUGCCGUCCUCUCUGCCUUAGCCACUUUUGCCCUAUCGGUUGUCUCUUGACUGCAUCUCCUCCGUGUUUCAAAGCACAGCCAGUGGCCUGACGGUGAACACAGAGCUCCGCCUCUCGUAGGCAGCCAGGGGAGGGGCCGACCCCCCGGACUGCCUUCUUUGGACACUUUUUGUGCCAACGGUGAGCGGAUGGCUGUGGAAGUGUGUCCUGGACCAUACUGCUGUAAUGGAUGCUGACCUGCUGCUGGGGACAAAGAUCCAGUUUAACCCGUCCAUGUUUCCCUAACGGAGGAGCAUUUUGUACUUCCUGUGUGUGUGUGUGUGUGGGGGGGGGUGUGUGUGUG